AGGCAAAAUAUGUAUAAUUCACUCGCUAGAUGAUGAUAUCCAACUCUCUCUUUCUCUAGCUAAUAAAAAAUCUAAGACACCCUCUUUCUCUGUGCACGGAGGGCUGAGGAGGGUCCUGGCUUGCCUAGCCUUUUUUCAUGCUCAAGUAUAAAAAUUAAUGGCGGUUGUAUGCUGUCCUCUUCGUUGAUCGACCCCCUCCACCCAAAGAAGGGGAAAAACACACACCCCUAUAGAUAAAACCAGAAGAAGCAUCAGCAGCUCAGCACGUCCUGUAGCAUCCAUUACUGGCAAAACUGACCUCUCCCCAUAAAUCCUCUUCUUCUCCUUAUUUAUUCAUACAGAUAGAAUAGAAUAGGACAGUGAGCGAUUCUGUUAGGAUGUUGUCAAUAUAGCAAGUGGUAUAUAGCUGCUUGAAGCAGGGUGGAGUGGUGUGUUAGCUGUGAAAAUGUUGGGCUCUCACUUAUCAGUUUAUAGUUAUAGUUAUUUUGGUGUAAAAGAUCUGGGUUCUUUUUACCAAACUCAAAUUUAGUGGCAUUCAACUAAGAUCUACUAGCUUAAACAAGAAGCACAACAGCGGGAUUUUGUGGCAUAACAAACUUGGGAGUUGGAAGAAGCGGAUGAGGCUGAAAUCGAUUGUGUUUUUUAGCAAAACCGGCUUCGGUUGAGGAUUUAAAAACUGGAGGGAAAGGAAAAGGUGAAGAAGAAGAAGAAGAAGAAGAAGACAUGGUAUUGUCAUUGUGUGAAAGGAAGAAAUUAGUGAAGAUUGUUUUUGUUGUGGAUCUUUAAUUGGGUUGGGUUGUGGGUCUAAGCUUGUUGGGAUUGUGUUAUUGAAUCUCCCUCUCUCUGCCUUAAUGAGGCACUCUUCGGCUUCUUUUAAUCCACAAACCCAGGAAGGGGAGAAGCGGGUGCUGAAUUCUGAACUAUGGCACGCAUGUGCGGGUCCUCUUGUUUCUCUACCUGCUGUUGGAAGCCGUGUUGUUUAUUUCGCUCAAGGUCAUAGUGAGCAGGUUGCUGCUUCAACGAACAAGGAAGUGGAUGCCCGGAUUCCAAACUACCCAAGCUUGCCUCCGCAACUUAUCUGUCAGCUUCACAACGUGACCAUGCAUGCAGAUGUCGAGACGGAUGAAGUUUAUGCACAAUUGACCUUGCAGCCACUAAGUCCACAAGAGCAAAAGGAUGCCUACCUUCCAGCAGAUUUGGGCACCCCUAGCAAACAGCCAACCAAUUAUUUUUGUAAGACUUUGACUGCUAGCGAUACAAGUACUCAUGGAGGAUUCUCUGUCCCUCGGCGGGCAGCUGAGAAAGUUUUCCCUCCACUGGAUUUUUCUCAGCAACCUCCAGCUCAAGAGUUGAUUGCUAGGGAUCUACAUGAUAAUGAAUGGAAAUUCAGACACAUCUUUCGCGGCCAGCCAAAAAGACACCUUCUUACAACAGGGUGGAGUGUGUUUGUGAGUGCUAAAAGACUUAUUGCUGGGGAUUCAGUGCUUUUCAUCUGGAAUGAAAAGAAUCAGCUACUACUUGGCAUUAAGCGUGCUACUCGACCUCAAACUGUGAUGCCUUCAUCAGUCUUAUCUAGUGAUAGCAUGCACUUGGGCCUUCUUGCUGCUGCAGCUCAUGCAGCUGCAACAAAUAGCCGUUUUACAAUAUUUUACAAUCCAAGGGCUAGUCCAUCAGAAUUCGUCAUACCGUUGGCUAAAUAUCUUAAAGCUGUUUAUUAUACUCGAGUGUCUGUUGGCAUGCGCUUUAGGAUGCUGUUUGAAACUGAAGAAUCAAGUGUCCGUCGGUACAUGGGUACGAUAACUGGCAUAAGUGACUUAGAUGUUGCUAGAUGGCCAAAUUCACUUUGGCGCUCAGUCAAGGUUGGCUGGGAUGAGUCUACAGCUGGGGAGAGGCAACCAAGAGUUUCUCUAUGGGAGAUUGAACCACUAACAACUUUCCCAAUGUAUCCAUCUACAUUUCCCCUAAGGCUCAAGCGGCCAUGGACACCAGGACUACACUCUUUCCACGGCAUCAAGGAUGAUGAUCUGGGAAUGAACUCUUCUCUUAUGUGGCUAAGAGGAGAUGGAGACCGUGGAAUUCAAUCUCUGAACCUUCAGGGAAUGGGUGUUGCACCAUGGAUGCAGCCAAGAGUUGAUACUUCCAUGCUAGGUUUGCAAAAUGAUGUCUACCAAACUAUGGCUACUGCUGCGUUUCAGGAGAUGAGGGCUCUUGAUCCUUCUAAAUCAUCAGCUGCAUCCCUUUUGCAAUUCCAGCAACACCAGAAUCUCCCAAUCAGGAAUGCUGCUUUAAUGCAGCCGCUUAUGUUGCAGCAGUCUCCUUCUCAACAGGCCUUUCUUCAAGGUGUUCAAGAAAAUAAACAUCAGUCUCAGCCUCAGUCUCAGACUCCAACUCGGUCACACCUUAUUCAUCAACUGCAGCAUCAGCACUCACUUGACAGUCCAGAGCAGCAGCAGCCACUUCUGCAACAACAGCAUCUGGCUGACCAACAGAUCCCAAAUGUUGUCUCUGCAAUAUCUCAAUAUGCUUCAGCUACUCAAUCCCUGACGCCACCAUUGCAAGCAAUUUCACUGUGUCAGCAACACAGUUUUUCUGACUCAAAUGGGAACCUCGUGACAAGCCCUGUUGUUUCUCCCAUGCAAAGUCUUUUGGGCUCAUUUCCCCAGGACGAAACAUCUCAUUUGUUCAAUUUUCCUAGAACAAACCCCUUGACAACAUCCUCUGGCUGGCCCUCGAAGCGAGCUGCUGUUGAACCUCUUAUCUCCUCUGUAGCUCCUCAAUGCAUGAUGAGCCAAGUGGAGCAGCUGGGGCCACCUCAGACAAGCAUCUCUCCUAGCUCUGUUUCCUUGCUGCCCUUUCCUGGCAGAGAAUGUCCAACAGAGCAGGAUGGUGGCACUGAUCCACAAAGCCAUCUUCUAUUUGGUGUCAGUAUAGAGCCCUCUUCUCUUCUAAUGCAGAAUGGAUUGUCAAGCCUCAGGGGAGUUGGAAGUGAUAGUGAUUCAACAACUGUACCUUUCUCUUCUAAUUACAUGAGUAUUGCAGGCACCAAUUUCUCUCUUAAUCCAGCAAUGGCACCUUCAAGUUGCAUUGAUGAAUCAGGUUUCCUCCAGUCCAUGGAAAAUGUGGGCCAAGGAAAUCCACCAUCUAGAACCUUUGUUAAGGUUUACAAGUCAGGGUCCUUUGGUAGGUCACUGGAUAUAACCAAAUUCAGCAACUACAAUGAGUUGCGAAGUGAGCUUGCAUUCAUGUUUGGCCUUGAAGGCCAACUGGAGGACCCCCUGAGAUCAGGCUGGCAGCUUGUAUUCAUCGACCGGGAGAAUGAUGUUCUUCUCCUUGGUGAUGGCCCCUGGCCGGAAUUUGUAAACAGCGUGUGGUGCAUCAAAAUACUCUCACCGCAAGAAGUACAGCAAAUGGGCAAACGAGGUUUAGAGCUUCUGAACAGUGUCCCAAUUCAGAGGCUUUCCAAUGGCAGCUGUGAUGACUAUGUAAACCGGCAGGAUUCACAAAAUUUGAGCAAUGCUAUAACUUCUGUGGGGUCUUUGGACUGCCGAGAAAUUUAAGCAGUUAAGAUACCACAAUCUCUUCUGUAAUAUUAGCAUUCCUUCCAAAUCUUUCAGUUUCAGAAGUGAAAGGGGCAAGCCUAAUCUAGCUUAAGUUUUAAUGUAAGCUAUUGUUGUAAUGUGAUUAGAAGAUACUUCUCCUAGUUUCUAAAGCUAUUAUUGUAACUAGAAGAUAAUGUUCCUCGUUUCUAAGCUAUUAUUGUAACUAGAAGAUAAUGUUCCUCGUUUCUAAGCUAUUGAAAUUUGAAUGCCAACAGUUGAUAAUAGGAGACAAAUAUAUUUGUAAGCUCA
Populus trichocarpa (black cottonwood) is the source of this 3848-nucleotide messenger RNA. RefSeq names its product auxin response factor 6. Gene Ontology annotation, biological process: regulation of DNA-templated transcription; response to hormone. Gene Ontology annotation, cellular component: nucleus. The record is from RefSeq and is a predicted model, not a curated record. Gene Ontology annotation, molecular function: DNA binding; protein binding. The coding region runs from base 852 to 3557 and encodes 901 amino acids. NCBI's taxonomy places the organism in Eukaryota, Viridiplantae, Streptophyta, Magnoliopsida, Malpighiales, Salicaceae. The transcript has 15 exons.